Candidozyma haemuli is the source of this 1008-nucleotide messenger RNA. RefSeq lists its product as uncharacterized. Lineage: Eukaryota; Fungi; Ascomycota; Pichiomycetes; Serinales; Metschnikowiaceae. Gene Ontology annotation, biological process: lipid storage. Bases 1 to 1008 code for a protein of 335 amino acids. The transcript has a single exon. The record is from RefSeq and is a predicted model, not a curated record. Gene Ontology annotation, cellular component: lipid droplet. Gene Ontology annotation, molecular function: lipase activity.
AUGUCUUUAAUUACUAGUACCACAGAGCCGUUCACCACUCUUUACCACAGAGAACCAUUGCAUGCGUCUGACAAUCCUCCUUUGUUGGUUUUCAUUCCGGGAAAUCCGGGUCUCAUCGAUUACUAUACCACGUACCUCGAUUUAGUGGCCAAACAACAUCGUCACUUUGAAAUAUUGGCUAUCAGUCAUGCUGGGUACCAGACGUCUGAUGAUUUUGAGAAGAUCACAGAAUCUGAGGUGUUUGAUUUGGAUUACCAGGUGAAUCACAAGUGCAGAGUGAUCAAGGACCAUAUCCUUGCCACUCGUGGGGAGAAAAAAGUGGAAGUCUCCUUCUUGUGUCAUUCAAUGGGUGCAUACAUCAUGCAGCGUGUGGCAAAGAGACUAGUGUAUGAUGCAGACUUCAAUCGUUUGGUUGAUAUCAAGUUUGUUGGCCUCAUCUGCCCUACGCUUGUGGACAUUGCCAAGUCCCUCCUGGGCCAAUACUUCACCACGCUUUUCAAUUGGCUUCCUUUGGUUCACGUUGCGGUAUACUUUAUCAUUCUCUUGCAAUGGGUGUUACCAAACCUGGUAGCUGAAUCGAUUAUCAGAAAGAAGAUAAUUGCCAAGCCCGCUCUCAGCGAUAAGGACCUGGUUGAAUCAUGGAACAAUGCUGUCACCGCAACAAUGAAGAUCUAUAAGUCAACUAAAAUCGUUCGCCAGACUAUCACUAUGGCCAAAGAGGAACUCAACAAGAUUCAUCGCGAUGACGAAUUCAAUGACUGGUUUUUCAAUGAGUUACCUGCAACUGGGGCGCAAAUCUGGAGCUUCUUUGCUCCUUUUGAUUACUGGGUCCAUGAUAAUUCCCGUGAUUAUAUUUUGACUAGAUAUCAUGAUGCACUGAACCCACAUGUUCGGUUCGUUAUUGGCGACGCCGAUACUGAAGAAAAGAAGGCCAUUAACCACAGUUUCUGCAUUGACCAAAGUGUUGAGUUCGCAGAAAUCACUUGUGCGGCAUUGUCAAAAAGCUAG